Molecule: messenger RNA, 4561 nt
Organism: Vanessa atalanta (red admiral)
Lineage: Eukaryota; Metazoa; Arthropoda; Insecta; Lepidoptera; Nymphalidae
Gene: Toll-6
Product: toll-like receptor 6
Exons: 1
Coding region: 404-4258 (1284 amino acids)
Biological process (GO): signal transduction
Cellular component (GO): extracellular matrix
Molecular function (GO): protein binding
Source: RefSeq, a predicted model, not a curated record
ACUCGCACGAACGUUUCAGUGAAAUACGAUUAUAAAUACGCGUUUCGAUUAUAAGUUAUCGGAUUAAAAGGACUAAAUUUACUCCUUACGUUUAUAUAAUACAAUUUCUUCGUACUAAUUAAAUUUAAGUAUGAAUUUAUCAACGAACUUUGUUAUAUAGUGGACAGUGUGAUUUUUUGUUUAUGUUAUCAAAACUAUUAUUUGUGAAUGAAAAACUAUAACCAUGUGCAUUAUAUUAUUAAGAAGGACUGUUUGCUGAAUUAACAUCGAAAUUGAUUAAUAAAUUGAUGGAUUCUUUACAUCCGGCGAGGGGUCGCAUCAUACGCAUGCCGACGGAAAAAACAUGACACUGAGCCAUACGAGCUUUGUUUUUCUUCUUCCUUGAUAGUUAUUUUCCUCAAAAAUGGCUCUUCAGCAAUCUUCCUCAAGAAAUACAAUUUUCGGUCAGAUAAUAUUUUGGAUUUUAAUUGGACUUAAUGUGGCCGAUCAGAGUUCAUUACCAUUAAAAUAUGAAGCUCCCGAUGAUUGUCAGUGGUGGCUACGAGGACCAAACGAUGCUCAUGAGGUUUCACUCACGUGUAAGCUACGUACAAUAAACAGUGAAUUUGAUACAACAAACUUUAGUGUCAUACCAUCUGAACAUACAACUUCCUUGCGAAUAGAGUGUAAUGAAGAAAUGAUGUAUAAAAGUUCAUUAGAUGACCGUAGUUUCGCGCAUUUGGUCAAACUACGUGAACUUGUUUUGGAUAACUGUAAAAUUGGAAGAUGGCCGCCUGGCGUACUCUCCGGACUGAGAGACCUCCGAAAUUUAACGAUAAGAACUAAAAACACCGAAUGGGCCGCUAUGAGUUUAGAGAUCGCAUCAGAAAGCUUUACGGCUGUUCGUCAGUUGGAAAAGUUAGACUUGAGUUUCAACAACAUUUGGUCGUUUCCUGAAAACUUGUUUUGCCCCUUAACAAAUUUAGUGUAUCUAAACGUAUCAUCUAAUAGACUUCAGGAUGUCAGUGAUUUGGGAUUCAGAGAGAGAGCAAUGCAUCAAGCACUCAUUAGUGAACAUGAGGGACCGUCACCUUCGUCAUCUUCGUUGCCACAUUCGUCAUGUUCCUUGGACAUUGAAGUGUUAGAUGCAUCAAGCAAUCAUUUUGUUUUAAUGCCCGAAAACGGUUUUAUGGCUUUGAGACGGCUUAAAGAACUUCAUAUUCACGAUAAUGAGAUAUCUAUGGUUGCUGAUAAAGCAUUAUCAGGUUUGAAACAAUUGCAAAUUAUCGACCUUUCGAAUAAUAAAAUUGUUGCACUUCCGCAAGAUUUAUUUAGAGAUAGUCGACCAGUGAUUAAAGAAAUAUAUUUACAGAAUAAUUCAAUCAGUGUUCUUUCGCCGAGUCUUUUCGCUAACUUAGACCAAUUGUUAGCUUUAGACUUAUCUAACAAUCAUUUAACGAGUACUUGGAUCAAUGAGAAUACAUUUACUGGUCUUAUAAGAAUGGUACUUUUAAAUUUAUCAAACAAUAGAUUGACGAAACUCGAUCCUAGAAUAUUUAAAGAUCUCUAUACACUUCAAAUAUUAAACGUGCAACACAAUAUGUUGGAAUCAAUCGCCGCUGACACAUUUGCACCAAUGAAUAAUUUGCAUACACUUAUAUUGUCAUAUAAUAAAAUAUCUCACAUCGAUGCCUACGCCUUAAACGGCCUAUACGUGCUAUCUCUGUUAUCUAUAGAUAACAAUCAUCUUGAAGAACUUCACCCUGAGGCAUUUCGGAAUACUUCCUCCUUACAGGAUUUGAAUUUAAAUGGAAAUCGCUUAAAGAAAGUGCCUAUAGCGCUACGAAAUAUGCGCUUACUAAGAACACUUGAUCUCGGUGAAAAUCAUAUAACUUCAUUGGAAGAGCCCGGCUUUGUAGGCUUACAUAAUGUAUAUGGAUUACGUCUUAUUGGUAAUAAAAUUGAAAAUAUAAGCAAGGACGUAUUUUCCGACUUACCUUCUCUACAGAUUUUAAAUCUUGCCAGAAAUAAACUUAAACAUAUUAAUAUAAACGCUUUUGAAACUUUAUCUAACUUACAAGCAGUUAGACUGGAUGCCAACCAGCUUACAGAUAUUCAAGGCCUCUUUGUAAAUAUACCCUCUUUGUUGUGGCUAAACGUGUCAGAUAACCAAAUACAAUGGUUUGAUUACGCCGUAAUUCCUACUGCUCUCCAGUGGUUAGACGUCCAUAGCAACAACAUCAAAGAAUUAAGCAAUAACUAUCGCUUAGAUAAAGAACUACGUCUGCAGACGUUAGAUGCAAGCUUCAAUAAAAUGACAAAAAUAACCACAUUUUCUAUUCCUAGCAGUAUCGAGCUUCUCUUUUUAAAUGAUAAUCAAAUUACGCAAGUUGAAGCCCAAACUUUUGUGGGAAAAACCAAUUUAACGCGAGUCGAUUUGUAUGCAAAUCAGAUAACUAGCAUGGAUCUCAACGCUCUUCGUUUGACUCCGGUUGAUCCGGGUAGGCCUCUGCCCGAAUUUUAUAUCGGUGGAAACCCUUUUCAAUGCGACUGUACAAUGGAGUGGCUACAACGUAUUAAUAAACUCGAUCAUCUAAGACAACACCCACGUGUAAUGGACCUGGAAAGCAUUUAUUGCAAGUUGUUAUAUAAUCGUGAAAGAACUUAUAUUCCGCUCAUUGAAGCGGAAUCAUCCCAGUUUUUGUGUACGUAUAAAACACACUGUUUUACAUUGUGCCAUUGUUGUGAUUUUGACGCGUGUGAUUGUGAAAUGACCUGCCCGUCGAACUGUACGUGUUAUCACGACCAACCGUGGUCGGCGAAUAUUGUGGACUGUUCCGCCGCUGGUUACGCGGAAAUACCUAACACUAUACCUAUGGACGCUACUGAACUAUAUUUAGACGGUAAUAAUUUUGGUGGAUUGACGAGUCAUGCUUUUAUAGGACGUAAAAAUUUAAAAAUUUUAUACGCGAACAAUUCGAAUAUCGAUGCUCUGUACAACAAUACAUUUAGUGGACUAAAACGUUUAACUGUGUUACAUUUGGAAAAGAACAAUAUAAAAGAGUUAUUAGGUUUCGAAUUAUCCCCUCUGGAAAAUUUGCGUGAGUUACAUCUACAAGACAAUAAAAUACAUUAUAUCGACAAUCGAACAUUUAUGGAGUUGAGGCAUUUAGAGGUAUUGCGCUUGGAAGGGAAUAACAUUUAUACUUUUGCCGUGUGGCAAUUCACGAUGAAUCCAUAUUUAGUAGAGAUAAGUCUCUCUCGCAAUCCGUGGACUUGUGAUUGUCAAUACAUGCAAAAAUUCCGAAGCUGGUUUAAAAAUAAUCUAGGCAAGGUGGAAGACUCAGAUAAAAUAACGUGUAUUUUUGACAACGUUACGAACGCAAUUGGUCCUCAUAUGGCCGACUUUAAUUCCACAAUUUGCACGACCCAUGUUGGUGGAAGUUCGUCAAUUAUUGAGAAUCAAGUUAUAAAUGAUUAUCUCCCAUUAUUACUGAUAUCACUUUUUGUAUUUAUAAUAAGUUCUGCCCUGAUUUGUGGAAUAUUUUGUUGGAGACGAGAGUUAAGAGUAUGGGUAUACUAUCACUGCGGAUUCAGAAUGUGCUAUAAAAAUACAGCUUUCGACGAUGAAGCCGACAAAGAUAGACUAUUUGACGCCUACAUUAGUUACAGUGUGAAAGACGAAGCAUUCGUCGCUCAGAUGUUAGCGCCCGGUCUGGAAUCACAAGACCCGAGUUUCCGGCUUUGCCUACAUUACCGAGAUUUUAACGCCUCUGCCUACGUAGCGGACACUAUUAUAGAGGCCGUUGAAUCGUCGAAGAGAACUAUUAUAGUUCUUUCUAAGAAUUUUAUAAAUAACGAAUGGUGUCGAUUUGAAUUUAAAACUGCACUACACGAAGUAUUAAAAGAGAGACGAAGAAGACUGAUAAUAAUAUUGUUAGGUGAACUUCCAAACAGAGACAUCGAUCCCGAGUUAAGGUUGUGUUUAAAAGCGAAUACGUGUAUUGAGUGGGGUGAUAGACAGUUUUGGCAAAAAUUAAGGUUCGCAAUGCCGGACUUGAGGAAGUGUCAAUAUCACCGAUCGACGGUGAAUAUUUACGCGUCAGUGUCACCGGUGGGGGCCGGUCGGGCGCCGGCGCCGCCCCCUCCACCACCACCCGGCAAGCUGCCGCCCUUGCUGGCCGACGGUCUCGCCGACAGGCUAGCUGUGCCGGCUGGCGUGCACGCUCGCGACCCACAUCCCCACCGCAUGCCACCGCACGCUCAACUUUGGGCGUAGCGUAUGCUUCAACGCAGGUAAAUUACAAUCUGCGACGCUUAAACGUAUUUAGUCCAAUAAAGUGAUAAUUGUAUUAAGUUGUUCCAUAUUUGUAUUUAUUGUGUAAUAUAUAGGUUCUGGCAAUAAAUUUGCAUUUAUCUGUACAUUUUGAAACUAGUUUUAAAUUAAUUUAUGGAUUCAAUUCCUAAUUUCUGCGAUAGUAAUUUAUAUAUAGGAUAGGACUAUUGGAAUUGGUUGGUUGUUGACAACCUAAUUACAUACUAGAACAUAAAUAUUAUAUAGAUUGCUUAAAUUAUAUAAUGC